CAUAAUGCGAUGAAAACUAAAAACGAUAAAAAUUAGUAAAAUAGCUCAAUUUGGCAACCCAGUUUACUUGAAAAAAAAAAAACGAAAAAUACGGUGCUUGUUGAUGGUCGGCGGAUAAUUAAAAUUAAAUUCUGCAAAAAAUGCAGUCAUAUCUGAGACUGGAGUGGUCCAAGCACCACCGUCGCUGCGAACAACGAAUGUUGGAAUCUUUCGCUAUCGAUUUUUCCCGAUACGAAGAGGACAUUUUCAACCUGCACAUCAAUGAAACAGAUGCGGUGCACCAGUUGGGAGACACUUUCGAAGAGCCACAGAUCUCGCUGAACCUACCGAUCGAUCCUCGCACCGGGCAGGAAGUUAAGCAGCUCGAAAUUGAUACGACAAAAUCGGUCCAAUUCUAUGAUCACUUUCCCAGCGGAUCCAGACUGUCCCGAGCCGAGCAUCAGCACUGUUUAGCGGUGUUGAAUCGAAUGAACAUGCGGCUGCCUUUCGAUUCACCGGAAGACAGGGAAGCAUACUCACAGUUCUGCAAGAUGUUUGUAAAGCUAGAGACGGAACGUGGUUUGUUUGAAAGUUUCGUUAAAAAUCUCUUCAACACAAAUCUCGUUAGCAGAAAGAGGACGAUACCGCAGGAGCUGAAUACAUUGGUUGUAUCUAUUUGGCGGGAGAAGAUUAGGAAACUUCUGGAAAGUAUACCGGAUAGUAGAUAUUACUUGACGACAGCUGUGAUGUGGCUGAGACACGCUCAAUGUGAGCGAAAUGUGCAAUUUGAGCCGGUAUCGGAUGAGGCCGUGGAGUUAGGUGCAGUUCGACAUCUUUUCACGGAGCAUCUAUUUUCGCGAAGCACUUUGCGAAGGAGUGAUCGUGUAAUGGCUAAGUUUUACGAAGAUCAAAUCAAGAUGCAACAAAUCGAUGAUCCGAAGCUUGUUCGAGGUAUUCUUGAGCAAGAUAAUGAUUUAAGGUUUGUUCUUUCUUCUGGAACUUUUUGUGACUUGUUGGAUAACAUAAAUGAUCAUCAGAGACAAUGGAUGAUUCCGUUUGAAAUAUCUUACGUUGCUGGUAGAAAAGUAAUAUUUUUAGGAAAACAGCUUCAACCCACAAAAAUGUUAACAGGCGAACGAAAUUUAAAAGGCCAUAAAUAUCUAGUCAGAACAUUUACUAAACUUAUCAAGAAAGAUGAGCUUCAACUACCAAUGGAUAAAGCCGAUAAGGUUCAGUUAAGUUCGGCUGAAUUCCAACCGGUCGAAUUUGAUUGUUACAUGAAAAAUAUUGAAGCUAAAUUGCAGCCUACCGAUACUCCUCAAAAAGACAGUUUUCUACGUCUUUGGAAGCUACAAGACGGUGAUGAACAAUACCGAUUCCUGGUUAAAUCGCACACAGAUUUUUACGAAAGCCAUCGUAAAAUUAAGUUCCAUUUUAACAUUUCCAUUAAAAUGGAAUAUCAGGCAGAGUUUGGGGCAGAACAAAUGACCAAAUCUGAACUGAUUCGUGAAUGGACCCGGCAACUUUUGCGGCCCAAUUCGAAAACGCUUCGGCUGCGGAUAAAUCCCGUUAACAGCUCAAUCAUUUCCAAUCACUAUCUCGAGCUCAAGGAUAUCGAGGAGGAGUUGAGGCGAUUGCACAACAUUGAACCGAGGACGCUCAUCACCAGCCUCUGGCAGACUUUGAAGAUUCUGUUGAACUUUCCACCCGGGCGGCAUCUGAUGCAGCACGAUGUGAAGAAUCCGGAAACCGUCAACAUACUUUCGAACGAUGCUUCAAAACCUGCCGAUUCCGGCGCAUCGUUGAACCUGAAGGAAUACUACGCAAAGGUUGAAUUCGAACGGUGCGCAUUGGAGGAGUACGAGUGGAUACCGAUUGAUAGAAAUGUCAUCACCAAAAUGCACCGAGAGUUAACUCUGAUGCCGUGCACCUUUCCUCACUGGCACAAUGUUGAGAGGCUUGUUCCUCGGGAAAGGUUGAAACCAAAACGUCCACCACCGAAGCCGGUUCCACUCGAGGGUAAGAAGAAAAAGUCCCGAGCACAGCGAAUCAGACGAAAGUUGAAAGAACGAGAGAAAAAAGACAAAAAAGAGAAGGAGAAGAUUUUCGUCAAUGAGAUCCAGCAGUCUUUGGAUCAGUACGCUCCCUACGAGGGCCCAUCCAGGAGAAACAGAACAACCGAAGGACUAUCGUCGCCGAUUAACAAAACCUUUGUGAAGGGUGGCACUUUUAAUUUCGGCCCUGAAUCAAACAACUUGCCCGCUAGCAAAAAUCAAACAUUGUGAUACUUUUUUUUCCUUAAAA
Messenger RNA from Uranotaenia lowii, 2283 nucleotides. It is a transcript of the gene Ice2, whose product is annotated as little elongation complex subunit 2. The record is from RefSeq and is a predicted model, not a curated record. Bases 141 to 2264 code for a protein of 707 amino acids. The transcript has 3 exons. Gene Ontology annotation, cellular component: transcription elongation factor complex. Gene Ontology annotation, biological process: positive regulation of transcription by RNA polymerase III; snRNA transcription by RNA polymerase II; snRNA transcription by RNA polymerase III. Lineage: Eukaryota; Metazoa; Arthropoda; Insecta; Diptera; Culicidae.